ACCCUGGAAUGCAAUGCUGGGCAAACCUACACUGUCCCUAUUUUUGGAAUGUACCGUCACAAAAAAAAGACGUACACCAAACCAAGCUUCUCCGAAGGAUAAAACCAAACUCGUGCGCGUUCCCUUCCCGUGGCUAGGACGGAAAAAGGCGAGCCCCUAGAGCCCUUCCUUUGUUCGGUACUGUCGGAAUCAAUGGGACUCAUGGCGCAGAGCGCCAUGACCGAUGGGGGUGAAGACGCGUUGGUUAAUUCAGAAUUAAUGAACGAGGUGCAGUUACAGCAAGUUGAUAAUUUUGCGGAGACCGCUGCCGGACAGGACGGAAAGCUUCCUCUCCGUUCUCUCAAUACGCAGCAUUCUUUUCUGAGCUAUAUCCAGAAGUCCCCUCUGCUCACCAAAGCUAGAAUUUUUCAAGACAAAGGGAGCGAACCAGAUUACCGUUCUACUCACGAGCCUCGUCACCACGUGCUCUUACUGCGGGAGCAGCAAGUGUCGUUGGAACUUCUCAAGCCCGAUCAUUCCAGUCAAGCACGAAAGUCUUCCCCCAUGGUAGCCAUGAUCAAUAUGGUCGCUACUGUCUGCGGCGGCGGGGUCCUUUCACUCCCGCUUGCUUUCUCCAAGGCCGGUAUUCUUCCGACUACGCUGCUUAUGAUAUACGGCGCCCUAACGACCGAUCUCUCCCUUUACUUGCUAGUGGCGUGUGCUCGUCGGACCGGUGGUCGUUCUUACGGCGAUGUCGCCAUGGCGGCCUUUGGUAGUGCCGCGCAAGUCGUCACAACCGUCACACUGACGACCAUGCUGUGUGGGGCGUUAAUUGCCUACCAAGUACUGGUCAAGGAUGUUUGGACUCCGGUACUCUUGACUACUGUUCCUGGGUUGUCCGUGUCGUUAGGGAAAUUGUCCGAUCGUGAAGCGUCGAAUCUGUUGCUCGCUGGAAUUUUGCUGCUGGCCAUGCCGCUCCUGCUGAAGAGAGAUUUGCACGCCUUACGACACACUUGCUAUGUUGGCUUUGGAAGUUGCAUCCUUCUACUAGUAGCCGUUUUCUUUCGUGCAGCGCAGAAGAUUCGUCACCAAAGCGUGCACGCGGCCAUUAACUGGUACUCCACGGAUCCCGCCGAUUGGUUGUUUUGUUUCCCGAUCGUCGUCUUGUGCUUCUUUUGUUCCUACAAUAUCUUGGAGGUGCAUGCGCAACUCAUGCACCCAACUCGACUGCAGAUCAAGCGUGUCAUUGACCACUCCAUGAUGAUUUGCUUGGUCCUCUUUUAUACUGUCGGUCUCUGCGGGUAUUUAUACGCUGGUACCGCUACUGCCGACAACAUACUUUUGAAUUUUCCUUUUCAAGAUUCGGCCGUGUUGGCCGGCCGGAUUGGCUUUUGCUUUACCCUUUUGUUUGGAUUGCCUCUCGUGCUCUUACCCUGUCGAGAAGCGGCACUUUCUAUUCCUGCGCAUUGGCGGGCUUGGCGUCAGGACGUCGCAGAAACGCGCAAGUUUCGACUGCUGGCCAGGGAACGAAACAAUUACGGUGCGCACUUAAUUGUCAACGGUGUCGACUUCGAUGCGACGGAGCCACAUCUUGUGAGCAAGACAAGGCACGGUGCCUCGCUCAGGUACGGAACGGCGUGCAUUGAGCAGACCUUGUCAGCGGAUGAAACCGACGGCACGGCAACGAAUAGUGCGAAUAGCUCAUGGACGCAAUUGGUUAAUAGCGACGAACAGGGUAUGAGGACUGUGGAUUCAUGCCCAAACGACUGUUUUUUACAGAGCUGGAAAGAACAGUUCAGCAACGUUGUACCAACAGUUGUGAUUCUUCUCGUAACCUAUUUUGUCGCCAUCAGUGUGCCGGGAGUGGCGGCUGUAUGGAGUAUUUGUGGCUCCAGUAUGGCUAUAUGGAUUGCCUUUAUCGUUCCUACGGCGUGCUAUCUAAAAAUCCGUGAGCACAAGGGCUUGACGCUGCUUGCGUCGGCUGCAUGGCUUCUCUUGAUUACGUCAGCCAUUGCAAUGGUUUUGUGCACGCGACAAGCGGUCCAGAAUGCUACCUCGGGAUCCUUUUAGAUCAAUCUCAUACUUUAAUUUUAAAUUUUGUUUGUAGUAAAUUAAGAAGAGCCAUUGUGCGGUU
Molecule: messenger RNA, 2113 nt
Organism: Phaeodactylum tricornutum CCAP 1055/1
Lineage: Eukaryota; Bacillariophyta; Bacillariophyceae; Surirellales; Neidiaceae
Exons: 1
Coding region: 193-2049 (618 amino acids)
Biological process (GO): amino acid transmembrane transport
Molecular function (GO): amino acid transmembrane transporter activity
Source: RefSeq, a predicted model, not a curated record